AUGUCUUCUUUGCUUGACGACUGCACGCUACAGCUCUCCCACAAUGGCGCCUACCUGGACUUGGAAUCCACCCUAGCAGAGCAGCGGGACGAGCUGGAAGGCUUCCAGGAUGAUGCUGGGCGGGGCAAGAAGCACAGCAUCGUCCUGAGGACACAGCUGUCCGUGAGGGUCCAUGCCUGCAUUGAAAAGCUGUACAACUCCAGUGGACGAGAUUUAAGAAGGGCCCUUUUCUCCCUGAAGCAGAUAUUUCAGGAUGACAAGGAUUUGGUGCAUGAAUUUGUAGUGGCUGAAGGUCUGACGUGUUUGAUCAAGGUGGGAGCCGAGGCAGACCAGAACUAUCAGAACUACAUUCUGAGGGCUUUGGGCCAGAUUAUGUUAUAUGUGGACGGGAUGAAUGGAGUAAUAAACCACAAUGAAACCAUUCAGUGGCUGUACACUCUCAUUGGGUCAAAGUUCCGCCUGGUGGUGAAAACAGCCCUGAAGCUGCUGCUGGUCUUUGUGGAGUACUCGGAGUCCAAUGCACCUCUUCUGAUUCAGGCUGUCACCGCUGUUGACACUAAAAGAGGAGUCAAGCCCUGGUCAAAUAUCAUGGAAAUCCUGGAGGAAAAAGAUGGAGUCGACACAGAGCUGCUGGUUUAUGCGAUGACUUUAGUGAACAAGACGCUAUCAGGAUUGCCAGACCAAGACAGCUUCUACGAUGUGGUGGACUGCCUGGAGGAGCUGGGCAUUGCAGCCGUGUCCCAGCGGCACUUGAGCAAGAAAGGGACCGACCUGGACCUGGUGGAGCAAUUUAACAUUUAUGAGAGGCUGAGGAAGGGUAUUAUAGACCUGGUUCUGAGUGUGGUAGCAGCACCCACACCGGGGAGCUUUACAAAGUACAGGUUCUGGGGCCCCACCCCAGACCUCCUGAAUCCCCAAGUCCAAGAGGAGGCCCGGCAGUCUGCAUUCUUUCCUCAUCUCAGAUCUGUCUCCUCUCUCCUAUCAGACUGUGUUCUUUUCAUUUCAGCUCAACUCUUUGGUUUUUUGCUUCAUCUUCCUGUUUGUAACACUCACCUUGCUUUUCCAUCUUGUCUCUGUGCGUUUCUCUUUGCCUUGCCUUGUCUCAGGGAAGAGGAGGAGGAAGAAGAGCAACCGGUCACGGAGCCCAAUUCAGAGGAAGAGAGAGAGGAGGAUGCCCCCUGUCAGGACAAGGACAGAGAGACGUGCCCCGCCUCAGAGCAGAGCCCCCCUGGAAAGGAUGCCUCUCCUGACAGCCCAGCUCUCCCCACUGCCUCAAGCGCCACCUCCCAGGGAAAAUGCUGUCCAGCCAGCCCUGCUCUGGGGAGCCCCUUGCACAGCAGGACCUCUGGGCCUGCCCUCGUGCUGCCACCCCUGGCCCCGGGCUCUGCCUCUCGGCCCUCUGCCUCCGCGCCUGGCCCCCCGAAGGCAUCACCGACCAUAGAAAAGCUGCCCUAUGUGCCCCACAGCCCUUUCCACCUCUUCUCCUACGACUUCGAGGAUUCGCCCUUACCCACCAAGGAAAAGGAUGCUGAGUCCCAGAAGGAAAGCAGUCCCUCUGAUUCUCUCCAUCUGAGCACAUACUCUGCCUCUGAGCCUUACAACUUCCGGUCUUUCUCUUCUAAUAGAUACAACAGCUUUGGCAACACCUCUUAUCACUCAAGACCCUCUGGAUCUGCUGUGUCCGCCACCCCCACGUCGUCCCUUUCACCUUCGCAGGAGGCCAGGCUGGAAAGGUCUUCACUGAGUGGUCUUCUCACAUCAUCCUUUAGGCAGCAUCAAGAGUCCCUGGCAGCAGAGAGAGAGAGGCGGCGGCAGGAGAGAGAAGAAAGGUUGCAGAGAAUAGAACGGGAAGAAAGGAACAAAUUCAACCGAGGGUAUUUAGACAAAAGAGAGGAGCAGAGACAAGCAAGAGAAGAAAGAUACAAAUACUUGGAGCAGUUGGCAGCUGAGGCGCGCGAGAAAGAAGCGAGAAGCCGGAGCGCGAGCCGGGGCAGAGGUGACCUCUCCUUGGACCUGACCUCCCCGGCGGCCCCUGCCUCCCCCACCCCUCUGAGCCAUAGCCCUCCUUCUCUAGACUCAGAGGGGGCUCUUGCGGGAUCAUCCUCCGCUCCGGGAACACCUCAGCACCCCCAAGCAAGUGCUGGGGAUCUGGAGCCUGGACCGGAGGUGGAGGUGGGGCAGGGCGCAGACGAGGCCAGCCCUGAAGUAGACCCUGCCUGCGAGGGAGCAGAGCGUGAAUCGGAGCGAGCAUUGGAGCAAGAGCCAGAAGAGCGGGCCUCCCUCAGUGAGAAAGAGAGGCAGAGCGAGGAGGUGAACGAGAAGGACAACUGCUCCGCCUCCAGCAUCUCGUCCUCCAGCAGCACGUUAGAGAGGGAGGAGAAGGAAGACAAGCCCUCCAGGGACAGGGGACCUGGUUUGUGGUCCACGGGUGUUCAGGAUGCUGGUGUAAAUGAACAGUGUGGCGACAUCCUCACCAACAAACGGUUCAUGCUGGACAUGCUGUAUGCCCAUAACAGAAAGCCCACAGAUGACGAGGAGAAGGGGGAGGGUGAGACCGGCAGGGCUGAGCCGGGCACGGAGCCAGUAGCCAGUCUGGCUAGCAGGAUAUCCACCCUGCAGGCCAACUCUCUGGCCCAGGAUGAGAGCGUCAGGAGGGUGGACGUUGGCUGUCUGGACAAUCGGGGCAGCGUGAAAGCCUUUGCUGAGAAAUUCAACAGUGGGGACCUGGGGAGAGGGUCUGUCUCUGCUGAUGCCGAGCCUAAUGACAAGGUCCCAGAGAAAGCAUCUGCACAGCAGAAGACGGAAUCUGACUACAUUUGGGACCAGCUCAUGGCCAACCCGAGGGAGCUGAGAAUCCAAGACAUGGAUUUCACUGACCUGGGGGAGGAGGAUGAUGUCGACGUCCUGGAUGUGGACCUGGGUCCCAGGGACGCUCCGGGGCCUCCACCCCCACCCCCACCCACUUUCCUGGGUUUGCCUCCCCCACCCCCACCGCCCCUGUUGGACAGCGUGCCUCCCCCUCCUGUCCCUGGUAAUUUAUUGGCUCCUCCUCCUCCAGUGUUCAACGCUCCUCAGGGCUUAGGGUGGCCCCAGGUACCCCGGGGUCAGCCAGCAUUCACGAAGAAAAAGAAGACCAUCCGUCUAUUCUGGAAUGAAGUGCGGCCGUUCGAGUGGCCAUGUAAGAACAACCGCCGCUGCAGAGAAUUCCUGUGGUCGAAACUGGAACCUAUUAAGGUGGACACUUCCAGGCUGGAGCACCUGUUUGAGUCUAAGUCUAAGGAACUGUCCGUCUCAAAGAAAACUGCUGCAGAUGGAAAAAGGCAGGAGGUCAUCGUCCUGGACCCCAAGAGGAGCAAUGCUAUUAAUAUCGGUCUGACAGUGCUGCCCCCUCCGAGGACCAUUAAGAUAGCCAUUUUGAAUUUUGAUGAAUACGCCUUAAACAAAGAAGGAAUUGAGAAAAUUCUAACCAUGAUUCCCACCGAAGAAGAGAAGCAGAAAAUCCAAGAGGCACAGCUGGCCAACCCUGAUGUGCCACUGGGCAGCGCUGAGCAGUUCCUCCUCACUCUCUCCUCCAUCAGCGAGCUCUCAGCUCGGCUUCACCUCUGGGCUUUCAAAAUGGAUUAUGAAACGACAGAGAAGGAAGUGGCAGAACCACUUUUGGAUCUGAAGGAAGGAAUAGACCAACUGGAGAACAAUAAAACCUUGGGCUUUAUCCUGUCUACUCUCUUAGCCAUUGGGAACUUUCUAAAUGGAACCAAUGCCAAAGCGUUUGAGUUAAGCUACCUCGAGAAAGUUCCAGAAGUCAAGGACACCGUGCACAAGCAGUCACUUCUCCACCACGUGUGCACCAUGGUGGUGGAAAACUUCCCAGACAGCUCGGAUCUGUACUCAGAGAUCGGGGCUGUCACCAGAUCAGCCAAGGUUGACUUUGAUCAACUUCAGGAUAAUUUGUGUCAGAUGGAGAGAAGAUGCAAAGCUUCAUGGGAUCACCUCAAGGCAAUUGCAAAACAUGAAAUGAAACCCGUUUUAAAACAAAGGAUGUCAGAGUUCCUAAAAGACUGUGCAGAGCGAAUUAUAAUAUUAAAGAUUGUCCAUAGAAGAAUAAUUAACAGGUUCCAUUCCUUUUUGCUCUUCAUGGGCCACCCGCCUUACGCGAUUCGGGAAGUGAACAUAAACAAGUUCUGCAGGACCCUGAGUGAAUUUGCACUGGAGUACCGCACCACCAGGGAACGGGUUUUGCAGCAGAAACAGAAACGGGCCAACCACAGAGAGAGAAAUAAGACCAGAGGGAAGAUGAUCACUGAUACCGAUGAAGAGGAUGAAGUGGAGUCGGGCAAGUUCGGCGGCGGUUCCGCGGCGCCCCUGAGCCAGCCGCAGGGCCUGAGCUACGCGGAGGACGCCACCGAGCACGAGAACAUGAAGGCCGUGCUGAAGACCUCGUCGCCCGCCGUGGAAGACGCCACCCCGGUGCUGGGCGUCCGCACGCGCAGCCGAGCCAGCCGAGGAUCUGCCAGUUCAUGGACUAUGGGAACGGAUGACUCCCCCAACGUCACGGAUGAUGCGGCUGAUGAGAUCAUGGAUCGCAUCGUCAAGUCAGCCACCCAGGUGCCCAGUCAGCGAGUGGUGCCUCGGGAGAGGAAGCGCUCCCGGGCCAACCGGAAAUCUCUGCGAAGGACCCUCAAGAGCGGCCUGACUCCGGAAGAAGCCCGAGCUCUGGGGCUGGUUGGCACCGCAGAGUUGCAGCUGUGACACCUGUGGGCGCCCUAAGAAGCACGUCCAAGAUUAUGCCAAAUCCUGCUGGACAGAGCCCCCCAGCUCGGGGGAGAAGAGACUGGACGUUAACAUCCGAAGGUUCUGACGGGGAGUUGUCUGCGUUGCUAGCGUCCGUGCGUGGCCCGUGGGCAUAGAUGGGGCGCUUGCACGGGCUCCCGCACACACUUCCUUCAUUGUGUCAGCUAUGUUUUUCUCUGGUUCCCUUGUCACCUGGUUUAGUAGUUCCAAAGUGUGACACCUUUUCUGUGCAAGGAGCAGAUCACUCCUGUCACGGUCCCUGUGAUCCUAGGAGGCAGUUUGAUUAGGUUCGCAGACCGGGUCUCUCCACAACACCAAACUAUCCAGAUGUAAACUCCAAAAUUGUACACAAAAAGAAAGCACAGGUUGUUUACGAGUUGUGGAUUUUAGAUGUACUAAAUGUUUAUACAAAUCCAUAAAUGUACACCAUGUUUCAAAUACUAAAUAAAUAGAGUUUAAUGCCGUAA
Molecule: messenger RNA, 5258 nt
Organism: Suricata suricatta (meerkat)
Lineage: Eukaryota; Metazoa; Chordata; Mammalia; Carnivora; Herpestidae
Gene: FHOD3
Product: formin homology 2 domain containing 3
Exons: 29
Coding region: 1-4749 (1582 amino acids)
Biological process (GO): cardiac myofibril assembly; cortical actin cytoskeleton organization; actin filament network formation
Cellular component (GO): cytoplasm; cytoskeleton
Molecular function (GO): actin filament binding
Source: RefSeq, a predicted model, not a curated record